ACCCGAAUCGAACUCCCGUCAUUUAAAUAACUCAGAUAAUCAUCCUCUACACUUGGUAACCUCGACGUGAGAAAAGCGAUUUCAAAGUGAACGUGUUACAAUCGGUAUGACGAGUACAAGCGGAGCCGAUUGUGUGUCGAUCGAGCAAGAUCGAGUAGAUGCGGUAAACAUACCGCUCCGCAUACCGCCGUUCUGGUCUCAUGACGUCGCGCUAUGGUUCUUGAUGCUAGAGUCGCAAUUCGAAGUUGCCCGGAUUACUAGCGAUAAGACGAAAUUCCACACUGCCGUCACAAAUAUUACAGCGCAGCAUGUGCAGUUAGUCCGGGACAUAUUGUUCGACCCGCCGGAGACAGGGCAGUAUGAACACCUCAAAAAGGAACUGAUAAGGACAGGCAGACUCGGACUUCAUGAGAGCGUGGAAACGGGACCUACCACUACGACGAACACGAAACGGCGUUUCACGGUGGCGGACGUUAACAUGCCUAUCAUCGGCGUGGACUUCUUAAGCCACUAUGGGUUAGUGGUCAAGCCUCGAAAUCGACGCCACAGCGACAAGGCCAGCAACUUACGACAACGCGAUACAAGGACACGACUGAGGCUGUAUCAAGCAAAACAAUCGUCGCGAACCUCGACGCCUCGCCUCCGAUCGACGCAAGCAGGUGAAGGCGGAAUUUGAGACGAUGACCGAGCAAGAAGUGAUGCGACCAGUGAA
This is a messenger RNA of Bombus pascuorum, 712 nucleotides long. RefSeq lists its product as uncharacterized. The coding region runs from base 107 to 676 and encodes 189 amino acids. The record is from RefSeq and is a predicted model, not a curated record. The transcript is spliced from 2 exons. NCBI's taxonomy places the organism in Eukaryota, Metazoa, Arthropoda, Insecta, Hymenoptera, Apidae.